AUGAACCUGUUCAACAAAUCCAAGAAAAGCCCCAAAUCCAAAUCUAGAAAGACGGCGGACCAAGAAGCGGAAGCGAAAUUAGAAGACGCAAAGGCCAAAGCAAGGAAACAUCGGAGGAAUAAGAAAAAGAAGAAUGAGAACAGUAAUAGCAGCAGUAGCAAUAGCAAUAGCAGUUAUAGCCAAAGUCCCAUCAAGAGCAACAACAAGAACAAAAAAGGCAAAAGCAAACUAAAUCUACUGGAUUUGAAUGCCAGCCUUCCCCAUAAGAACAAUAAUCAAAUAGGAGAACGAGGACGUCCCACCCAGAGUCAAAAAAGCCGAAGCCUGGAUUUGAAUGACAAUUUCCCCAACACGGAACGCCAUCAAGCUUUGAGGAGGCGCACCCGUCAAAAGCCCAAACAAUCGUCCAUGAAACGGGAGGAUGGUAGAAUAGACCGCCGCCGUCGUUCGAGCAUUUCCUUUUGCGAACAGUUGGAAGUCAAGGACAUUAUACCUCUCAAAGAUCUGGUGGAUGACACUCGCAAAUUAUGGUGGAACAAUCAAGAAUACCAACAAAUUGUGGAAUUGUCCUGUGCCACGGUCAAUCUAGCUCGAGUGGACAAGACGACCUAUACGAGGGGAUUGGAAGAUUUGAUGCGAGACGAUCAUGCGGCUACCUUUAAAACGAGGAAUGAUGUUUUACUGGCACAGAAAAUCUUGAGACGAAAAAAGGUCAAGGACGAUGAAGCUUUAUCAGGACUGUAUGGGAGAUCAACGGCCAAGUACAACAAGGAAGCAGAACUUCGUGCCGAACAAGACGCCAAAGAAGUGCAAACCUAUUUGGCGGAUACGAGACGAAAGGCUCGACGAACAUGGUCCGUUUGA
Cylindrotheca closterium is the source of this 864-nucleotide messenger RNA. The record is from the annotation of a GenBank genome assembly. Lineage: Eukaryota; Bacillariophyta; Bacillariophyceae; Bacillariales; Bacillariaceae.